Molecule: messenger RNA, 1797 nt
Organism: Cladophialophora carrionii CBS 160.54
Lineage: Eukaryota; Fungi; Ascomycota; Eurotiomycetes; Chaetothyriales; Herpotrichiellaceae
Exons: 1
Coding region: 1-1797 (598 amino acids)
Source: RefSeq, a predicted model, not a curated record
AUGCCACGAUCUCGGGACCCGAUCCGCGGUAGUGAGGUUGUGUGGCAUCCGGAAUUCACGAGGCGGCGACGGCAUUUGAACCUCAGGGAUCUGGGAAAGUCUCACUUGGAAUGGAGGGCGCAGAGUGAGGCUGACUCUGGAGAGGAGGUGGACAAAUUACGAGAUGCGCAAAUGGAUGCGGAUAUCGUCCCUCUAUUCAUGAGGGACAAUGAUGAGAUCUCGGCCGAAGCCGAUAAGGUCGGGGCAUUCUGUCCCGGGACAACUCUUCGACGCCUUAUGGCAGAGGGAGCGGAAGGCGGCCCUUCUUCAAGCCCCAGGGCCCUAUUGCAUGAGAGGAGUAUCGAUGGUGGUGUUAUCGGCGAAAGACGCAACAAAGGGCCAAUGACUGCGCGACAGCUGUACCAAGCGCUCCGAGAGCCCCGAUGUCAGUCGAGUCAGCCACAACAUUCGGAUGUACGACACAGGCACAUGUUCCUCAAUGACCUGGAUCCUUGGGCCAUAUGUGCCAUUUUCGGCACCGCGCCACACUAUCAGAGGAGCGCCGUCGCCUCCUUGGUGUACAGGCAUCUUCAGGCCCGGCCUUGUAUACGUGUCAAGAUCCAUCCCCAGGGGCAGAAGUUUGAAUUUGCGUUCCAUCUUCGCUACAAGGUGAUGCGCGAUUCCGACACGCCAAACAUUGAUACACGGCGCUUUGCGAAUGGUACGGCUCUCCGGGAGUAUCGAAACGUCUCGUCCCUCAACCUCAGAGGCAAUCAGCCUCAGACUCAUUGCUACGACGCACAGAUAUCCUAUCUGGUCGCGGGAAGGGAUGAGUCGACGAGUGAUACAAUUUGUGUCAAAGACGCCUACUUUGAUUCCAAGCCAGAUGGGACUAGUCUCACGGAUAUGUACGAUGAGAUCAGUCAAGACGCUGAUGGAACAGUUGCCGUCGAUCCAUCCACCUGCGACGAAGCGGAGCCCGACAUCCCUAUCCCGGAUCCCCGCCAGAAGUUUUUGAGGACGCUGGCGUACCAGCUUAAGGGAGUCACGGCCGAGUCUAUGCGGAAUGUGGAUCGAGUAUACGACAGCGUUCGCGAUUAUGCGCAAUCUGAACAUGACCGGCAGAAUCCCUCUGAGAAGUGUCCAUCCGACCCGCAAAUCCAGGCCAUCGAUACCAUCGAGUGGACUGCAAAAGUCAAAGAGUUAUCGCAGAUGUUACUGAUGGAGUUAACUGAUCUAGUCCACGCCAUUGACGAGUUUCUCUGCAAGUACCAAAAUCUGUUCCAGACGCAGCUUUGUGCUCUUUCGGUCUCGGAUAUAAACGAGAGCUUGGAGGAGUUGGAGGGGCUGAAGAAGACGCUCCAAAAUGCCAUCGCCAGGUGUGAGAGUCUCAAUGAAACUGAACAGAAUCGACUCAAGCAGUUCCCGUGUGAAAUGGGACGGAAAACCGAGUUCAUCUCCAAGUCCAUCUACCCGGUGAUGAUCGCGACGGGCAUCUUCUCCAUGCAGGAUCAUGUGCUCCCCUUCAAGGCCAACACCACGGCAUUCGUAUGCGCACUGUUGAUCAUAACUUUCCUGAUUCACCUUGGCUAUGAUCCGUCGUGGUGGCAGCUCGUUGGAAGUGCCGCCGAUAGUGUUGGUCUGAGCCAGCAAAUUCAAGCCAUCUAUCUGCGUCUUCCAGAACGCGUGCGAACAGGAUCGGCCAGCUCAACCCCCCAUCCUCCGUCGACUGACACGCCGGGAUCGUCUGCUUGGACGUUGCCGUCGUGGAGGAGAGCCGGCCCCCAGCCUACGGCCUCGGUGGGAAUGGAUGUAUGA